Messenger RNA from Heterobilharzia americana, 753 nucleotides. The record is from the annotation of a GenBank genome assembly. Lineage: Eukaryota; Metazoa; Platyhelminthes; Trematoda; Strigeidida; Schistosomatidae.
AUGAUUGAAGCAGGCUUCUCCGAGGAUAUUCCGUACGAUAAGAAAGAGUCAUAUGCUGAUUUGGUAACAGAAGUUGAUAAGGCAGUUGAAAGAUAUAUUUGCAAAGAAAUUCUUACUGCGUUCCCCAACCACAAAAUAAUUGCAGAAGAGGCCUACACUGGUAAUGCUGAACUUACAUGUUCACCCACGUGGAUAAUUGAUCCAAUUGAUGGAACAUCUAAUUUCGUUAGCAGGUUUCCAUUUGUCUGUGUUUCUAUUGCCUACUAUGUUGACAAGGAGCCCGAGAUUGCUGUCGUUUACAAUCCAGUAUUAAAAUGGUUUUUCCGCGGGAUUCGAAGUCAAGGAGCAUUCUUUAAUGAUAAACGGAUCUACACAUCCAAACUAAAAGAUUUAUCUCAGGCCUUGGUUUUAACUGACUGGGGAGGCGACCGAAAUCCGGAAGUUUUAGAUAUUAAAUCAAAUAAUAUUCGUCAAAUAGUAUCAAAAGCCCGUGGGGUACGUACAAUGGGUUCAGCAGCUUUGCACAUGUGUCAGAUCGCUGCUGGCAGCGGUGAUGUAUUUUUCGAAUUUGGAAUCCAUUGUUGGGAUUAUGCUGCAGCCAUACUAAUAGUUCGUGAAGCAGGAGGUUAUUGUUGUAACUUUGAUGGUAAACCUGUUGAUCUAAUGGCAAGAAAUGUAAUUUGCGCUGGUACACCAGAGCUGGCCAAUGCUCUUAUCCCCCUUAUUCGACCAAUCAACUAUACUAGGGAUUAA